Molecule: messenger RNA, 3637 nt
Organism: Pecten maximus
Lineage: Eukaryota; Metazoa; Mollusca; Bivalvia; Pectinida; Pectinidae
Product: nephrin-like
Exons: 16
Coding region: 1094-2611 (505 amino acids)
Biological process (GO): heterophilic cell-cell adhesion; homophilic cell-cell adhesion
Cellular component (GO): adherens junction
Molecular function (GO): protein binding
Source: RefSeq, a predicted model, not a curated record
CAUGACUCUAUAUAUCGCCCACAGCAUGUUUCUCACGGUCGUGUCGGUACUAAAUGUGAUACAAUUAGUCAGAGGUCAGACCAGCAUACCUGUGUAUGUCCAGAGUGACGCCUCUGUCACACUGACAUGUCCGGCUGAUGACCAGGCCACCACACUGACCUGGACCGGACCUGGGAGUAACCUAUACGUUACCGGUACCACAGUGGAGGCUGGUCUGAGUGACGGUAUUAAAUCACGGAUGUCUGUCGGUCACUCGGGAGGGAAUUACACACUGACGUUUACAGAGUUUCAGGUCAGGGACACGGGAAUAUUUACAUGUACAGUGGACGGGACAGUGGGUCUACGGAUGGUCAUUGUAGAAGGUGGGAGAUCAGCUUCCACAGUGUAUGUCAGACGAGGUGGGGCUAUAAUACUUAAUUGUCCAAAUACAGAUGGUACAGCGCAAUGGUCAGUUACAUCUCCUUCUGUCUUCAUUUACACUAUCGGAACAGACAUCAAUCCGUCAAUAUCUAAUUCUUUAAGAACCAGACUGACUGUUGAUAUACAUAACGGGACAUACAGCCUUGGAAUCAGUGAUGUACAGCUGUCAGAUGUCAGGGAGUACAGAUGUACCAUGGAAGUCACGGACUCAUUCUAUCAUCUACUACUGUACAUUCCACCAGUAUUUCCUGAAAUAGAGAACACAGUUGCCGUAAACUGUCAGAACAGGACAAUAGUAACAGAGGAUGGAAGUCUUACUUUAUCAUGUAACGCACGUGGCGGAUUCCCGGUGGCAAACGUGUCGUAGAUAAAAAAUAAUGUCUAUCUUGCUAUAGAUGACAGCAUAGCCAAGUACACAAAAGUGUUUACUCGAGCAGACGACAGGACAAUGUACAGAUGUCAGUCUAGUAGUCCAGCCCUGACAAGUCCCCAGACUACCAGUGUGUUAGUAUACCUAGAUUUAAAACCGGGAGAGCCAGAAAUCCCUGAACAGGUUUCCCAGAUAGAAAACAAGAACCUACAGGUAGUUUGUAUUUCAACUGGAAGUAGACCACCCGCCAACAUAUAGUGGAAUAUUGGGCGUAAAUGGCUAUCCUUCAAUUCUACUGAUGUCAUGGAACUUGACAGCUCAACAGAAACGUAUACUUUGACGUCGACAUUAUCCCUCCUUGUAACACGUCACAACAAUGGGGAAUCUGUGUACUGUAGAGCCAGUAACCGGGCCUUGCCUGCGGGGAUCGAGUCAGUUACCCGCACUUUAACAGUAUUGUACCGCGCUGACAUCAACGUUAGCGGUAAAAACACAACAUACACGUCAUCCAAGAGACUACUGACUUGCGCACCUGAUGGUAAUCCAAACAUCUACAAAUUCGGUAGAUGGAAACAUACAGCGGAGGACGGUUCAGAGAUACGUCAGUUGACCGGAAGUUCAAAUUCCACACACUCGGUCCUGACCCUGCCCGACCCCGGCGUACCACGACGAUAUGAGGAUACCGGUUACUACAUAUGCAUAGCCACUAACAAUGUCCCAGACUCGUCCUCCUCCACGUCUGGCUCUGUCUUCUUCGUCGUUGAAGCUCCUCCUUUGGUAAUAACCAACGCAACAGUGAUCAAUGAACAGUUAGGGAACAACGCCACUAUUGAGGUAGAGUUUUACAGUAGACCAACAGUACAUCUUAAUGACAUCAAGUGGACUAGAAAUCCUAACGGAUUACCUCCCCCUGUUAGAGCUCUAACGUCUAUAGUAGACAGGUCACUCUUAGUGGCUUUCCAUGGCGUAGACGUUCACGUCAAAGGCUAUGUGACUAUACUGAGAAUAAGUAUCCUAACAGAACUGGACUUUGGUGACUACACUGUGACAAUAAACAACAGCAUUGGGGUGACAAACCACACAGUGAAACUAUUAAAAGCAGGGCCUCCACCACCACCUCUCUACCUACUACAGAAACAAACAUCUGUUAGUAGUGUCACGGUGCAAUGGAUUCCAGCUUCAGAUGAUUAUCAGACACAGACCUUUGUGAUUGGCUAUAGAUCUGACGUUACCCAUGACUACACUGACUCUGACGUCAUUCCAGAUACACGGAAAUCAGUUGUGUCGUACACUAUAGAUGGAUUGACAGCGUCCUCCAUAUACUUUAUCCGAAUUUACGCGAAAAAUGAUAUCGGAUUGAGUAAUCAUAGAUAUAUCAACAUUUCAACAAACGCCGGUGACGACUGCUAUGAGGAUUUACAUUCCACCAGAACUGCACUGAUUUGCGUGUCCAUAAUCUGCGGUGCUGGGAUAGUAGUGGGGGUUGUUUUCGUCAUACUUAUAAAGAGACGGACAUCUUCAGGAUGCUGGUGUAAUAGUAAAACCCAUGGUUCACAUCAGAGGCAAGAAAUGACACAGAAAGCCGUUCAGAGAGACAACAGAGAGCCUGACUCUGUGGAGGAAAGCAAAACCCAUUACCAAGAGCUUGAUCCAAGUGAAAUUCAACACCAUUCUCCUUAUGCAAGUCUCUCUGAAGGUGACAUUGAUGCUCGUUUGGAACAUGAAAGGGACAACUACGAAACUCUCCAGGAAAGUUCUUCCAAACAAGUCUACGACGAACUAAAGAUAGAUGAUGGUUCAAAGCAGUAUCCAAAUACUUGACCGAAUAUACGCGAUGAGAUCAACCAAAAGCAGCUCGGGAUGAAGAAACACAUGUUGUGCAGAAAUAUCCAUUUAACUUAAAAGCACCGACGGACAUUAUAAUAUUUAGAAAUAUUAUAAUGCAAUAGAUGAACCAGAAAAAAUUGAAAUCGCAAUAGUUACUUACUCCAUUUAUUGAUUUAUUGAUUAUACUGAUAUUACAAAACUGACAAUGGUAAGAUGAAAAAACAUUGUUAUCAACAAUGCGCGUAUUAAUGUUUCGUACGGAGCGCCAUGCACCGGCCAACUUUUAAGUGAGAGAGAACAUUACAGUCUCAUUCCAGUCUUGUUCAACGAUUAAUUUUAAUCUUAUUAUUUUGAAUAGUUUAUCUUCAGGUUGGUUCCGUAUGCCUUAACAAGGUGCUAAAAUGUAGUGAGCAAACAUAUGCCGCAAUUUCCAAAUGUACUGUGAGGUGUUAUAGUGGCCAUCAAUUCUGAAAAAAAAAAUCUAAAUAUUUCGUAUGUAUCACAUUUAAGAAUGCAUUUAUAUGAUAAUGCACGCUAAUGUUUUAUGUAUUAUUCCAUUGUAUUUUCCGCUUUCUAAAAGUUGGGUUCAUAUUGUCAUUUGGUAAGAAAUGUCACUGGUAUUGAACUUUUCUUAAAGGUUUCAGAUUUGUAUCGGAAGUCUUACAUAUAGCUUACAUGGUGCUCAAAUAUAGGAAUUAUUUUAAAGCAUUGCGUAUCUGAUACAAAAAAGAUAUCUUAAGAUAAUAGGGUAUUUCAUAGCAAUCACACUAUUGAUAUACUUUGUUUAUGUUGAUACACUCGAUAAUUUUGUCGAAAAACAAAUGAAAUGAAAAAAACAGACGAUUACUUCUAUUUUUUUUUCAAAAAAAAAAAAAAAAAAAAAAAUUGAAAAAAGUGCAAUUAAAAAUGUCUGUGAUAAGAUCAUGUAUAGCUGUGUAGACAUUUGUAUAUGCAAAAGAAACAUACUUGAGUACAGUGUGUUCAAUAGAUUAUCUGAAUUAAAUACAUGCUAUAAUUUGA